Messenger RNA from Drechmeria coniospora, 1023 nucleotides. Its product is annotated as Rhodanese-like protein. Gene Ontology annotation, biological process: transsulfuration. Gene Ontology annotation, cellular component: mitochondrion. The coding region runs from base 1 to 1023 and encodes 340 amino acids. Gene Ontology annotation, molecular function: thiosulfate-cyanide sulfurtransferase activity. The transcript has 2 exons. NCBI's taxonomy places the organism in Eukaryota, Fungi, Ascomycota, Sordariomycetes, Hypocreales, Ophiocordycipitaceae. The record is from RefSeq and is a predicted model, not a curated record.
AUGGCAUUGCUUGCUGUCGGCGGCCGCUUUACGCGAUUCGGGCUGUCUCAUAGGAAGGUGGUGGCAAGAACCAUCGAUUCCUUCACGACCCCACGAAGAAGCCUAUCGUCCUAUCUCGUCACUCCCAAGGAAUUACAUGAGGCCCUCAAGAAGAACUCGCCCUCUCCCGUCAGCCCGGACCCGCGAGUGAUACCUCUCUGCGCGGCUUGGUUCUUACCCACUGAUGGACGCACCGGCAUCCAGUCGUUCCGGGAGCUGCGCAUCCCUAAAGCCCGUUUCUUCGACUUGGACAAGAUCGUUGACGAACGCAGCCCGUAUCCUCACAUGUUGCCAGACGCGAGGCGCUUCGCUGCAGCAAUGAGCGAGUUGGGCAUCAGGAAGGACGACACGGUUGUUGUAUACGACACGAAGGAACUGGGCAUCUUCAGCGCGCCUCGCGUCGGUUGGACGCUCAAAGUGUUUGGCCACCGGAACGUGCACGUUUUGAACAACUUCAGGCUGUGGGUGGACGACGGAUUGCCCACCGAAUCUGGGGAACUGUACAGUGUCGAUUGCUGCCCCUACCCCAUCCCCGAGUUUGAUCCUAGCAGUGUGGCCAGUUUCGAGGAGGUCAAGGAGGUUGCGCAGGACUACAACAAGGAAGGUGCCGAGGGUGUUCAAAUUCUGGAUGCACGAUCCCAUGGCCGGUUCCUAGGUAGCGAUCCUGAGCCGCGGGAAGGUUUGUCGUCAGGACACAUACCAGGAUCCAUUAGCAUUCCCUUCAGCAUGCUCCUCGAUCCCGACACGAAGGCCUUUCUGCCCCCAGAGAAGCUUAGAGAAGUUUUCAAGGCGAAGGGCGUGAACGCUGAGAAACCCAUCAUCUCUAGCUGCGGCACCGGCGUCACUGCAUGCGUGAUCGAGACAGGCCUCGAUGUUUCGGGUGGAUUUGUUCCGGAGAAGCGGAAGGUCUAUGACGGAAGUUGGACAGAAUGGGCACAGCGAGUGCAGCCGUCAGACAACUUGAUACGGAAGACGCAAUCCUGA